AUGUUGUAUCUAAAAAAGCUCAACAGCUUUGACAAGUACUGUCAGUACUUUGAACAGACCGGAAAGUUUGAACAAGUUGAGUUAAAAGAGCAAGUGCUGAACCAUUGUAAAGGGCUGAACAACAACAAAUCCAUGUUUUAUUGCAUAGCUAAAGAGGUGUUGCAGCAGAAAAUUGACAAAAUAAAGACAACCGUUGACUGUAUAAAAAGCUCAGCUGAUAACAUUCAAUCAUUUUUGAAUGAAUUCAAGCAAAGACUUGAAGAACACCUUGUGUUACCAAAAGAAAAGCUUGAAAACACAAGAGCUUUCAAAAAUGCUCCAGGUUUUGUGAUUAAACAGAUUCAAUUCAUUCCUGCCUUGGAAACACGCCUCCUCCAAGACAUUGAGAAAUGGGAUGUUGAGCAGACGCUGGUGAACAUUCCUAAUGACCCUUCCAAAGAGCUCUACAAAUUGUUGGCUGGUUGUGGAAAUCGCUGCCCACUUUGCCGGGUGCCCUGUGAUCACACCAAUAAUACAUAUGGGAAGCACUCAGCAACAUAUCACUGGCCUCAGGGGAUUGGGGGCUGUCACUGGAGACGGAGCAAAGAGCUGGUCACUGACAGCUGCACAGCAACAGCCACCGCAAUUUAUUUGGGCUUGCGGGCUCAGGAACGGUCCAGCCUGGAUGGCCAAAAUGAGCAUGACAAUGAACUGGCCACUCUGGUGGCUGGCUUAAGCGAUUUGAUCAUCAUAACCAUGUCCACAGAGACUGCCUCAGAAAUGAAGGACAUCCUGCAAAUUGUUGUCCAUGCCUUAAUUCGUAUGAAAGUGGUCGGGAAAAGACCCAAUUGUCAAUUUGUCCACCAAAAGGUUGGAGAUGUGUCUGCACAUCAGAAGAAUGUGGGGAGUCACAAAUCAUUGCACCAGGAGCUGAACACACUGACCAAGAUUGUCGCUAAAACUGAGGGGCAAGAUCACAAAUUCUCAAAGUUCUCUGAUAUUUUGGAUUAUGACUCCAAGAAAAACAAUUGGUACAUCCCAGGGCUAUGGUGUGGGACUCCGCCGAUGGCGCUAGUUAAUAUGGGAUACAGUCAGAAGGUGACAGAACUCAAACACAAGAUUUUGCAGCAUUUUCUCAACAGGAGACCUUCCACCAUCCCAGAGUUCAUUUCCUGGAUGACAAGUACAUGGAACGCAGUGAAACAUGAGAACUUCAUCUUCAGUUUCAGGAAUAGCUUGGUGGCACAUGCCUACAAUCGACUGUCAGAGAAGUACUCGGAUUUGGAGUGGAAGCUGAGGAGUGAGGUCCAUUCCUGGCUUCAGAAAACAAUCAAUCAAAUUGCCAACUGUGAAGGGGACCUUCAGGAAUUCAGAGGAACUUUGGAUAUUGACGUUCCAAGGAUGAUCAGUGAAGAGAAAAGUCAAAUACUGGAUGAGAUGGAGAAGUAUUUUAAGGAGGACACCAACCAGGCACAUCUGAUUGAGAAUUUUAAAGCCGAGACAGCAGCGGGUUUUGACUUACUGAGUCGAGAGCUUGAAACACGCACAAAGAUGAGAUGUGAGGAAGCAUUGAACAGGCAGAGAGACCUUAACGAAUUAAACCGCAUUUUAAGUAGUUUCAGUGAGAGAAUCCAAGAGAAGAUUGAUCUGCUCUUGGAUAAUUUGAAUCUUAAAUCGACAGAUCAAGGUGACAGUGAACUGAGUGAAACCUUUGAAACAAUAUGGAGAGAAGUCAUGGCAUCAGUACAUUUCCAGCCCACAGCAGUCAACAUCGAGGGAGACAUGGAAAAGAGCUUGAGGGAAAAUACGAGGAAGCAAGGAAGAAUACUCACAAUGAAGCUCACGUCUGGGAAGAGUCUUGUUGAGUUAAGCAACGUGGAAUGGAAGAUCACUGAGCAACAUCUGGAAACAAACAAAACAUCUUUCCUUGAUAUGUUUAAAGGAAAGUUACGUGCAGCUUAUACUAUGAUACGUUCCUUCCAUCCAAAUAAAGAAAACUUGGAAGACGAGAAUGUGGCACAAUGGGUGGAAUCUGCACGUUUACUGGAGGCGAAGAAGAAAACUCUCCAAUUGAUAUCACAAUGUGACGAUUAUGUAGAAGAGAUUGUUAAGAGAGGUGAGAGUUACAACCUGUUUCUUUGUAAUGAACUUCUGAGAGAAGUGGACAGAAAUCUACAGACACUUGAUGCGGAGACACUCAAAGUCAAUGAGCUAUUAAGCACAGAUGUGAAAAUCCAUGUGUGUGGCAAAGCCAUUCAGAGAUUUCAGGAGAUGCAUGAUCGAUUCUGUGACAAACAUAAUCCCGUGAAGAGACUAGCGAAUGAGAGACAUUAUUACUUUACAAUGUUUAAAAGCAUAUACUCUGAAAAGGACCAGAGUGAGACGUGUGCGAGAUUAUUCUGUGAUUCCUGCUUGAAGCCCGCUCUGUUGGAAGCUCUCAAACAACAACUGGGCUCGGCAAUUGUGGAUCACCUUAAAAAAGAGCAAAAGAUAGAACUUACGUCACGCAGAAACCUUCAAGUGGGGAUCAUGUUGUAUCUAAAAAAGCUCAACAGCUUUGACAAGUACUGUCAGUACUUUGAACAGACCGGAAAGUUUGAACAAGUUUGGGUAAAAGAGCAAGUGCUGAACCAUUGUAAAGGGCUGAACAACAACAAAUCCAUGUUUUAUUGCAUAGCUCAGGAGGUGCUGCAGCAGAAAAUCGACAAAAUAAAGACAACCGUUGACUGUAUAAAAAGCUCAGCUGAUACCAUUCAAUCAUUUUUGAAUGAAUUCAAACAAAGAUUUGAAGAACACCUUGUGUUACCAAAAGAAAAGCUUGAAAACACAAGAGCUUUCAAAAAGGCUCCAAGUUUUGUGAUUAAACUGAACCAAUUCAUUCCUGCCUUGGAAACACGCCUCCUCCAAGACAUUGAGAAAUGGGAUGUUGAGCAGACGCUGGUGAACCUUCCCAAUGACCCUUCCAAAGAGCUCUACAAAUUGUUGGCUGGUUGUGGAAAUCGCUGUCCACUUUGCCAGGUGCCCUGUGAUCACACCAAUAAUACACAUGGGAAGCACUCAGCAACAUAUCACUGGCCUCAGGGGAUUGGGGGCUGUCACUGGAGACGGAGCAAAGAGCUGGUCACUGACAGCUGCACAGCAACAGCCACCGCAAUUUAUUUGUACCAGAAAGAUGAAGAACGUUGGUGGCAAAGAUGUAUCCGGAAUAUACUGGAGCGAGUUUUUAAUGUGUAUUUUAUCCAAAUGCAAUGUGAGGAAUACAAUUCCUGGAACAUUCCUUUAAAUCCGGAGGCUGGGGUGCCAUCUUAUUGGAAAUGGGUCCUGUACACCUAUAACAAGGAGUUUGCAGAGAAAUACAAGGUGAAUCCUGCAAGAAAC
This is a messenger RNA of Chiloscyllium plagiosum (whitespotted bambooshark), 3357 nucleotides long. NCBI's taxonomy places the organism in Eukaryota, Metazoa, Chordata, Chondrichthyes, Orectolobiformes, Hemiscylliidae. The record is from RefSeq and is a predicted model, not a curated record.